Penaeus monodon (black tiger shrimp) is the source of this 796-nucleotide messenger RNA. RefSeq lists its product as uncharacterized. The coding region runs from base 56 to 385 and encodes 109 amino acids. The transcript has 3 exons. The record is from RefSeq and is a predicted model, not a curated record. Lineage: Eukaryota; Metazoa; Arthropoda; Malacostraca; Decapoda; Penaeidae.
UGUACAGCUUAGUAAGUCGUCUGUGCAUUCAUCUCUUCGUCAGCGCAAAAGCAACAUGAAGAUUGUUAUUGCAACAAUUAUUUUCGGGGUUGUGAUGGGAACAGCCUGUGCCUUCUCUACCCAAGGGAAGCCUUGGUCUGUGGUCCAAGCUGAUAUGGCUAAGGACUGGAGGAGAGGCGCCAGAAUUCCUUAUCAUGGGAGUAACGAACAUGAGAGUGGGGAAUCCUAUGAGCAUGACAGUAACGAUAACAGCAAUGAAUCCCAUGGUCCUUACAACGAGAAAACCUAUACAUACCAUAGUGGAGAAUCCGCUGAGAGUGACGGAUAUUAUAAUAACAAAAGGGGUGGUCACGAUGAGAAUUACGGAUAUCCCCCUCACCCAUGAUUGCAAUGGCGACAGCAUGGCAAUCGCGAACAUGGCAACGGCAAUGCUAAGGAUGAAUGAUCAUGUAUGUUUACACGGAUGUGCAUAUAUUUACAUACUGGUAUAUACAUGUAUAACAACAAAUGUAAACGAUCCAACGGCGCAUAGUGACAAACAUGUUAUUUGUAUCAAUAUGCAAUUUGGUAAUAUAAUUAGAGAUAAAAAGUGAUAAAAGAAAAAAAAAAAUUGUAACAUUACAUCAAUUGAUAACCAAAUAUGACGCUACAUCUAAUUCGAAUUAUUUCUUUCCUUAUGUAAAUAAACACAACGAUUCAAUGUCUGUAACCAUAUUCAUUAUUGCACAUGGCCAAUAUACAGCACGUGCAUAAUAGCACUUCAAAAAGGUGAUGAAUAAAGAAAUCAUUGCAGGAA